AUGGGUGGCUCUAGCAAAGGGGAAGUAGGGAAGCUGCAGCUGCUGCUGCAGCACGGCGAGCGUUUCUUAGAUCUUAUUUGUAGUGGAUCUUAUGAUCCUUCUCGUGAUGUAGGGGAGCAGAUACGGGAGCUGCAACAGCAGCAGCAGCGGCAGAUGCACCUGCAGCGACGACGACGUCAGCAACUGGAAGAAUCAGGAGGUGAAGAAGAGCUCGAUGAUCCCCAAAACACCAGCAGCAGCAGCAGCAGCAGCAGCGGCAGGAGGAGGAAUAGACUUCGUAGGAGCGAUUCUUUGCCUACUUCUUCCGACGACGAUACAGAAAAGACAACAGGAGGAGCAUCAGGUGCAUCACCCCCAUCAUCCCCACGUCUAUCAUCAACAGUGCCAGCACCAGGGGCAGGACCAGUAACAGCAGCAGCAGCAGCAGCAGCAGCAGCAACAAUAGAAUUUCCUUCAUGUAACUGGAUGGCUGAGUUGCGUCGGUUUUGUCCAUCUUUGGGUGCUGUUAAAAUAUUGGGGGAGAAAGAGAAGCGAAAGAGGUUGUUGUUGCUGCUGCUAACUGCAUGCAAACUAGUGAAAGAGACGCAGCAGCAGUACAUCAACCGCAGGCAGAAGCAGCAACAGAAGAAUGCAGCAGCAGCAUCCAGGAGCAGAACACAAAGCCCGAUGCACACCAGCAGCAGCAGCAAACAACAGCAGCGUGAUGCCGAGGAGGCCGCAGAGAUGGACGAGGACGAGGAAUCCUCCCAACAGCAACACCUACAGCAGCAACAGCAGCAGCAGCAACAGGAAGGAGAAGAGGAGGAGGAGCAGCUACCCGAGGAAGUUAAUGUUGUUGUUGCUUCUUAUGAAAUGCUGAUGCGAGUGAAGAAAGAUGUCCUGCAAGAGAUGCCUCCAAAGAAAGAAGUCAUUUGCUUCAUCCCCCUUUCUGAUAUGCAGCGUACAUUGUAUAGAGAUUUAUUAACGAAAAAUGUUAGUGCCUUACAAGGAGGCGAAAGUUGCGGUCGAUCGCAAUUACGUAAUUUAGCGAUACAACUAAGAAAGGCGUGCAAUCAUCCUUAUCUGUUCGAAGGAUACGAGCCGGCGGAUGAAGAUCCAUUUGGGGAGCACGUGAUAUACAACAGCGGGAAGUUACGUUUUUGCGAUCGUUUGCUGCAACGAUUAGUAGCGAGGGGGAGUCGCGUUUUAUUAUUUUCUCAGAUGACGAAGAUGUUGGAUAUAUUAGAAGAUUAUUGUUGUAUAAGAGGGUUUGGAUAUUGUAGAUUAGAUGGUAGUACUGCAGCAGACGAAAGAGAAAAACAAAUUGCUGCUUUUAAUAAUAAUUGUUAUGGUGAUGACAAUGAUGAUAAUAAUAAUGAUAAUAAUAAUGAUAGUAAUAAUAAUAUUAAUAAUGAUAGUAGUAAUGGUACUAAGGAUAAUAACAAUGAUGAUAAUAAGGAUAAUAUUCACGAUAACAAGGAUAAUAUUAAUAAUGUUAGUAAUAGUAGUAAUAAUAAUGAUAAUAAUAAAGAUAAUAAUAUAGAUAAUAAUAUAGAUAAUAAUAUAGAUAAUAAUAUAGAUAAUAAUGAUAGUAAUGCAAACAAAGACAUUAAGGACCAUAAGGAGGUCAUGACAACCGCGAACAAUGCAGCAAACGGCAUAAAUAGGCAACAGCGGGCAGUAAAUGUUUAUCGACUUAUCCAUGAGCACACAAUAGAAGAGAAAAUACUUGAAAGAGCAAACCUUAAACUGCAACUCGACACCGCCGUAAUCCAACAAGGGCGUCUACAUGCUGGUAGUAAUCGUGGUGAUCUAAGUUCGAAGGCUUUGCUAUCGAUGGUUCAAUUUGGGGCUGAGCAUAUUUUUAAACCAUCAGGAAAAAAUGAUUUAACAGAAGAAGAACUUGAAGCUAUUCUUGCAAGAGGACAGGAGCGGACGGAGCAGAUGGAAGCGAUGUUGCAGCAGCAGGUGCGGCGUUCUUUGUUGGACUUUAGCAGCAGCAGCAACAGCAGCAGCUUAUAUGAUGCAGAUGAAUUAUAUUAUCCUGAAGAAAGGAAGACAGCAGAUAGAGAGGCAUGGCUAUCUCUUGCAAGGGAGCAGCAAGCUGCUUCGUCAGAACGAGACAGCAGGAGGAGACUUAGGGCCAGCACAUAUAAAGAUGCUGCUGCAGCAGCAGCAGCAGAGCAGCAACAGCAGCAACAACAACAGCAACAACAUUCAAAGGACAGCCGCAAACCCAUGCCUAAGUUAAUCAAACUUCCCAAUAUGCAGGAUUGGCAAUUUUACCGGAGGGAGAGAAUAGAAGAAUUACAUGAAAUUGAUUUACAGUGGCGAGCAACUUUAGGCAGCAGCAGAAAAUUAACAGAAGAAGAGGAAGAAGAAAGAAGAAGACUUAUUGCUGAGGGGUUUAGGAAUUGGUCAAGAAGGGAUCUACUUGCAUUUGUUAGGGGGUGCGAAAUGUAUGGCCGAGAGGAUUUGGAUAGAAUUGCGACGGAGGUCGAAGGAAAAACGACAGAAGAAGUCAAAAAAUAUUCUUCUGUUUUUUGGCAAAGAUUGGAAGAAAUUGGAGACUGGAAAAAACUCGUCAAAAAAAUACAAGACGGAGAGGCUGUUAUACAAAGAAGAAGAGAACUUGAACAGGUGAUAGUUCGUCGUCAGCAGCAGAGUGAUUUCCCUUGGCGUCGUUUGCCGAUAAAUUUUGCUGCUGCAACAAAAUCAAAAUCUUUCUUUACUGAGGAAGAAGAUAUCUUCGUACUUAACCUUACUACAUUACUAGGCUACGGCAAUUGGGAGAAACUCCGCAGCCAGGGCGAGAGGUUUUCGCGUGGCCGCCGCCGUUUAGAUAUGCCGGCAACGAAGCAGCAGUCUCCUUCAGCAGCAACAGGAACACCAGCAGCAGCAACAGGAACACCAGCAGCAGCAACACCAGCAGGUACAACACCUGCAGCAGCAACACCUGCAGCAACAGCAGCAACACCAGCAGCCAACGCCUCAUCUACUACAGCAGAUGGCCCGUAUACCAACAGCGUAGAAAGAUCAGGGGGGUUGGAGACACAGACAGCAGCAGCAGCAGCAGCAACAGCAGCAGCAGCAGCAGCAGCAGCAGCAGCAGAUACGGACUCUCCUCCGCGCAUUGGGAAGACAGAGCAAUUUUCUCCCCUCUCUAGUGGAGAGGCAGAGGCAAAGAGAAGACGCCUCCUUACUGGAGAAUAA
Messenger RNA from Eimeria maxima, 3192 nucleotides. RefSeq names its product SWI/SNF-related matrix-associated actin-dependent regulator of chromatin, putative. The coding region runs from base 1 to 3192 and encodes 1063 amino acids. The transcript is spliced from 13 exons. Gene Ontology annotation, cellular component: chromatin; nucleus. Lineage: Eukaryota; Apicomplexa; Conoidasida; Eucoccidiorida; Eimeriidae. Gene Ontology annotation, molecular function: ATP-dependent chromatin remodeler activity; nucleosome binding; ATP binding. The record is from RefSeq and is a predicted model, not a curated record. Gene Ontology annotation, biological process: chromatin remodeling; negative regulation of transcription by RNA polymerase II.